Linum trigynum is the source of this 444-nucleotide messenger RNA. The record is from the annotation of a GenBank genome assembly. NCBI's taxonomy places the organism in Eukaryota, Viridiplantae, Streptophyta, Magnoliopsida, Malpighiales, Linaceae.
AUGCCCAAGCAGGUAACUGGUAUUAUAUCCAAUCCAACCAGAGCAAAGGCUAACCCCAUUAUCAAGAAUGGCACAGAGAAAAAAGUACAGAAAUGGGACAAAUCCCCUGCUGGAUUGACUAAGCUGAUCAAAUCCGCUAACCACCAGACACCUCCAACAUUAGGAAGGACUGGAGCAAGCAAGGGAAUUACAGUCGAUGCCAGGAAUGGGCAUCAACCUAAAAUGAGGCAACCUACUGAAGAGAAGGAGACCAAGGAAAGCAAUAAACGGUUACUUGAGACCCAAGACUCAGAGGUGAUUCAGCCAAGGAAGAUCGAUUUUGCUUCAGAAAUGAAGGAAAAGCCACUUGUGCCAGAAAAUGCACAUGAACCAAUGGAUGCAGCAGUCACUGGUGCUCUUGAGUAUCAAACAAUGGUGAUGACCGUCGACAACCCUGGUUCUUGA